AUGGAAUUGAAUCAGAUUUUCGAAAAGAAGGAGCAAAUUUCGCAAUACCUGAGCAACCUGGUCGAACUUCACGAAAAAGCGUUGUCUGACGUGGGUUCUGCUUCCCAAGUGACAAGUAUUCGGAAAGAUAUCACUAUUUGCCUUAAUGAUUUAUGCAGAAUCAACAGUUUCCUAGUAUCUCAUGAUGGCCUUUUGAGGACAGAAAUUGGAUCUUUACUUCGAGAUAAAGAGGAGUUAAUAGAUUUGAACGAAAAAGAGCAAGUCCUUUGGAAAGAACGAGAAUCGUGGCAUAUUGGAGAAGGAGUUGAUACUGCGCAAGUUGUUGACUACGUUAUUGACAAGGACGCCAUUAUCACCAUUUCAUCGCUCCACCGGACAUCAUUGAACAAGUAUAUAGAGUCUGUAGGAGCAGAGAACACAGUUCUAUCAAAUUCUGAUGAUUUGGAUCCAAUAGUCGAAGAAGCAGAAGACACAGAGUCUUCUGCAAAUCAAAUGAUAUAUAAUUACAAACUAUUACAGCUAUCCCACAGACAAGCUAAGUCAGAGAUAAUAAAGCUGGAAUCUCUCUUAAGAGACUUCAAAAAAGACGACAAAUUUAUUGAAGAUGAAUUGAAAAGACAAUCUGGGCGAAUACGUUCUGAAAUGGGCUGUAUCGAUUUACAUUUAUCGAAAAUUGAAGAAUCGAAAGUUCAGUUAAUGAAAAGAAUAGGAUUUGAGUCUCCCCUGACUCAGGAAAAAUCGUUAUCAGAAAAACUAUUCAAUCUGAGAUUAUCAGGGACUGAUAAAAAUUACAGUGAAAGGGAAACUAUUAAUAAGAAAAAUUUCGUUCACAUGAAGGACCUCAUAGAGUUGAAAAUUGAUGAUCUACAAGAACAGCUAACAAAAAAUAAAAACGAGUCUUCUGCACUAACAACACAGUGUGAAUUAUGGUUAGAUUGUCAAAGAAAAGUGGGAGACCUGGAGAACGAAUUAAUAACCAAACUCCGGAGUGGCAACAACUCCAAAAUGGCGCCCAAUGAAAUAACUGAUAUGAUUAGAUCUACAAUACAAUAUCUCAAUAAUCUUCUUGAUUCUUCCGAUGAGAAGCUCACAACGACUUUAAUUUCCAACGAAAGAGACGUACUUUUGAAAGCUUGUGAUGAACUGAAUACAAAUAAUGAAACUACUCAAGGUGAUUCAAGUGCAAUGCCUUCUAAGCCAAUCGAUAUACACAAAAGCCAUAAGAACUCAAAUGCAGGCUCUGGUCUAAAGCGGACUUCAACCCCUCCAUUUUUGGUUGCAAGUAAAUCACCACCCAAGAUUGGAAUUUCUGAAAGUAUAAUAAAUGCUAAUAAAAAUGACGUCAUAUCAAAAAAGGUUGAUUGA
This is a messenger RNA of Saccharomyces mikatae IFO 1815, 1365 nucleotides long. It is a transcript of the gene ATG23, whose product is annotated as Atg23p. Bases 1 to 1365 code for a protein of 454 amino acids. The record is from RefSeq and is a predicted model, not a curated record. The transcript has a single exon. Lineage: Eukaryota; Fungi; Ascomycota; Saccharomycetes; Saccharomycetales; Saccharomycetaceae.